Molecule: messenger RNA, 942 nt
Organism: Halichondria panicea
Lineage: Eukaryota; Metazoa; Porifera; Demospongiae; Suberitida; Halichondriidae
Exons: 4
Coding region: 214-843 (209 amino acids)
Source: RefSeq, a predicted model, not a curated record
CGAGUGAACAAAGCCAAUCCCCUAAAGGAAAGGUCAUUCCUGUAGUUCAUUCCAGUUAGCCAAUUCCACUUCCACCAUUCCAUUCCACCAUAUAGGAGGGUCUCUAUAAAUAAUACUAAGUUGUCAAGGUUACAAGGGUGUAAAUAAAUAGAUCGGUGUAGAUAUAAUUAUGUACGUAUAUAGAUAUCUAUUAAAAUGCUCCAACUUCUAUAAAUGACUACUGGAUCUAUCAUGCUUCUGCUGUUUACUGCAGCAGUGUGCAUUUCAACUGUGUGUGGACAGGAGCUGAUGUGCAUUGGGGAGGAAUUGAUAGGUUUUACUGGUGGGUCAAACCUAAGUACGAAUCAGUGUCAGCAGGGUUCUCAACAAGACCUGAAACUUUGCCCUCCUAUGGAAAUUGUGAAUCAAAUCAUUGGAGUUGAUAAUCCUAUUCUAUUUGUAACAUGCCUUGCUAAAGAAGGAGCGAGAGUCUUUGUGACAGCAGAAUGUAGCUGUGCCCAUGGAUUUAGGUUUGACAGUGGGGCAAAAAGUUGUGUUCAGAGCAGUGCUGCUAGUCCAGGCCUUAACAUAGUAUAUGUAAGACCUGAUGAGACUAACAGAAACCGACAUACAACUGUAUUCAUUGAGAACUUCGGUCUGUUUAGUAGUCUUGACAUUUCAAUUCAAUGCAUAGUACGAAGGGGAGACAUUUUUAACGAUGAAGAACUAGAGCGGUUCAAUUUUACUGUCAGAUACAACAGCAGUAACUCAGCAGAAGAAGAACUACUACUUUCAAGUACACAACGAUUGCUGAUGAGUACAGAGCUAUUAUUGUGGAUAAUUAUUAUUGUCGUGAUUGCAUAGUGCAUGCAUGUAUAUUAUUAUAUAGCUGCUAAUGAGUAUACGAGUAAUGACUCUUAUAAUAAUUAAAUUGAGGUGAGCGUAUCCAUUAAUGUAGCAAUU